AUGUCCGCCUCCCCGAGAACCGUGCACGCCUACGCCUCCUUCGGCAAGGGCGAGGAGAUCAAGCCCUGGGAGUACCAGUCGCGUGCGCUGGGCCCCGAGGACGUCGAGAUCAAGAUCUCGCACUGCGGCAUCUGCGGCUCCGACCUGCACACACUCGACAGCGGCUGGGGCCAGACCAUGUACCCGUGCGUGGUGGGCCACGAGAUCGUCGGCGAGGUCACCCAGGCGGGCCCUGACGUCAAGGGCCUGCAGGUCGGCGACCGCGUGGGCGUCGGCGCGCUCGUGUCGGCUUGCCUGAACAAGGACUCCAAGGCGCCGUGCUCCGUGUGCGCCAGCGGCGACGACGCGUACUGCCCGCACCGCGUGUGGACGUACGGUGACAAGUACAAAAGCGACGGCGCCAUCACGUACGGCGGCUACGCCGACUACGUGCGCGUGCCCCACGAGUUCGCCAUCAAGAUCCCGGACAACAUUCCGUCGGACGCGGCCGCGCCGCUCAUGUGCGCCGGCACGACGGUCUUCACGCCGUUCAAGGAGGUGGGCAUCAAGGAGGGCGACCGCGUGGGCAUCGUGGGCAUCGGCGGCCUGGGCCACCUGGGCAUCCAGUUCGCCAAGGCCAUGGGCGCCGCCUCGGUGACGGCCUUCUCGCGCUCCAACAACAAGGAGGCGGAGGUGCGCGGCCUGGGCGCCGACGAGUUCGUCGUGUACACGGACGAGAAGCAGGCGGCGGACGCCGCCGGCUCGGUGGACAUCCUGCUCAUCACGGCCGACGCCAACAACAUGCCGUACUCGCUGUUCCUGAGCUUCCUGGCCGUGCGCGGCACGUGCAUCAUGGUGGGUCUGCCGAACGACGACAUCAAGUUUAACGCGUUCCAGGUGGUGGGCAAGGGCGCCAAGUUCGUGGGCAGCAACGUGGGCAGCAUCCAGGACAUCAAGGACACGCUCGAGGUGGCGUCCAAGAAGAACGUGCGCCCCGUGAUCCAGAAGCUGCCGAUGGCCAAGGUGAACGAGGGCAUCGACAUGGUGCGCAAGGGCACGGUGCGCUACCGCGUCGUGCUCGAGAACUAGGCGUCGCGUGGAGGUUCCGACCACCAACUGUAAGCUUAGAUAGGGAGGGGCGCAACUAACUGCCUCGACACGACGAAUCCAACUGCAUGUAUCCAAUCCGACUGAAAUUGUAGUUUCCUCU
Phytophthora sojae is the source of this 1189-nucleotide messenger RNA. RefSeq lists its product as hypothetical. Gene Ontology annotation, molecular function: oxidoreductase activity, acting on the CH-OH group of donors, NAD or NADP as acceptor; zinc ion binding. NCBI's taxonomy places the organism in Eukaryota, Oomycota, Peronosporomycetes, Peronosporales, Peronosporaceae. Bases 1 to 1068 code for a protein of 355 amino acids. The record is from RefSeq and is a predicted model, not a curated record. The transcript has a single exon.